AUGCUGGCAUUAUCCGUUUCCCCAUGUACUUCAAAUGGACCAGAUCACAUAGGAUUAUAUGCAACAGCUGAAAAUUUAACACAUAAUACAUUAAAUACAAUGAAUAGUAACCAGAAUAUUCAGCCUAAUCGAAUGCAAACAAGCCAUUUUAUUUUCCAAGGAGCAACUCCACUUCUACAUGUUCCUAAUGGAUGUAAUUCUCGUUCAUCGUAUUUAAACUAUCAGCAUCAUUUAAUUCCACAGUCUCAAAUGAAUACCACGUUGCCUAAUACAUAUAACAAUUUUGAGCAAUCAUUUUUACCUGGAGUACGGUUAGGCUCAUCUGGAUUGCCUUUAGUUGCACCAGUAGCUCAAAUCGACAGUUUGAAAUACAACAACAACAACACCAACACCACCAGUAACAGCAAUAACAAUAACAGUGAACCAAUAUUAUCUUCAGAUCGUAUCAAUGGUUUCAAUGGGCCAUCACUGACAGUAGCACCAUAUGCAACUGCCUCGAUUAUUCAAAAUGCUGUGAAUAAUAUGAAUAGUACACAUGCAAAGAAAAGUUGUACUUCACCGAUAUUUUAUACACCGAACAAUGCUUUAUUUAGUGAAAAUGCUAAAUCAUCAAGUGAAUUCACUUAUGAAUUAGACGAAGGUAUAACUCCAACAUCUAUGACUACAACAAAUCAAAAUAUUGACACUUCUAAGUAUAAUUUACAAAUACAACAUUUACAAACUCCACAAAUGUUGUACACAGACUAUGCAAAUGGAUGUUCUCGUACUAAUAAUAUUGUUGAUGAAGAGAAUGAUAUGAACUCUGAAUUUUCAUCGUCUGGUCAUAGAGAACUUGGUGAAGUCUUACAAAGACAUGAUUUUAGAAAUAAAUCAAGCUCUGCAACAUCUAGUAGUAUUAAUAAUGAUGAGGAUAGAUCUUAUAAAUGGAAUAAGACAACAAGUGAUACACUUUCAUCGGAUUUUAUUAUUGUUAGUAAGUUACCUACAACAGCAACAACUACAGCAAGUUCAAACAACUCAAACCAUGUGAAACAAAAUAACUCAAAGGUAAUCACAACGUCAUAUCAACCGCAUCAAAGUUUGCAUACACCUAAAAGUGAAACAAUCGAUGCUAAUAUGUAUCCUUAUGAAAAUCGAUGUAUGAUUCCUCCACCUCCAGAAUCACCUCCUCCACCAUCACCUAAGUAUAACCAUGAUGAAAAUCAUAAUAUUAAUAAUAACUGUUCAACGAUAGAAAACGGUGAACAUUAUGAACUGACAUCAGAGUUCUCUUCGACCUCAUCAUCAUCAUCAUCUCAUUCACCCUAUCCACCGAAUCUAACAUCUAAUGAAAUAAAACACUCGACGCCUAAGUAUACAAUAGCGAAGACAAAACACGAAGAACCUGAGCAAAACUCCAAAUUUUCUAGUACUACUACUGGCAAUAUAAAAAAUUCACAUUUCAACAAUAAUUCUCAUACACACGAUCAACAUGCCUAUUAUUCGAAAUUUACUAGCAGUGAAGUAGAAGACGAAGAAGUCGACAGUGAUGCUAAUCAUCUUAAAAUUACGGAACAUGAAGAAAGAAUACCAAAUUCGAAGAAUAGCUUUAACGAAUCGAAACACCAUUUCAACUCAUCGAACCAUCAACAUUAUUCAAGAAAUCCACCAAUAUGUACCACAGAGAAACAAUCAGUUCUACAAAGACCAGUAAUGUUAUUAAGUGAGCAUAACUUAUCAAAUUCUCCGCAAUCAUCAUUUUUUCUACCGCUUGAUUUAGUCGUCUUCAUUUUAUCUGCUUACUUACUGUGUUCGCCUUUCUUGUGUAUUAGGGAUUUAUUGAGAAACUACACUUUUGUACACAAUUAA
Molecule: messenger RNA, 1848 nt
Organism: Trichobilharzia regenti
Lineage: Eukaryota; Metazoa; Platyhelminthes; Trematoda; Strigeidida; Schistosomatidae
Source: the annotation of a GenBank genome assembly